This is a messenger RNA of Helobdella robusta, 651 nucleotides long. RefSeq lists its product as hypothetical. Lineage: Eukaryota; Metazoa; Annelida; Clitellata; Rhynchobdellida; Glossiphoniidae. The record is from RefSeq and is a predicted model, not a curated record. The coding region runs from base 1 to 651 and encodes 216 amino acids. The transcript has 3 exons.
AUGAGCAAAAAUUUUUUGAUAUCCGUGGACGACGAACUGAUUGAAAUUUACUUAAAUGGGAAGAACGUUUCUGUCUCGUUGAACUUUCCAUUUGCGAGUGUUUGGACGGUCGCCGAUACGUACAACCUGACAGAGGAGGUCUACGUGAUCGCUGUUAUGUCUCACAACAAUAAUGGAAUUGGAGGUUUGAGAGCAAAAUUUUCAGAUGAUUACAUACUCACAAACGACACUUGGAAAUGUACCAAUAAAUUUUACGUCGGUUGGUACAAACUAAACUAUAACGAUUCAUUUUGGGAUGGAGGUAUGGUUGGCCAAAAGCAAUCAGCAAACCCUGGAUAUCCACCAAACAUGGGAAAAUCCCAAUGGAUUAUUGACUCUACUGACUGCAGCUGCAGAGUCAAUUUUUAUUGCAGAAAGGUCUCAGUCGAUCAUGCAAACAGAUACAGAUACAGAAAUUCUAAUAAAAGCACAAACAUCAAACCUAGACCUUUCAACAGCAAAGAUGAACGUAAAAUUAGCAGGAUCUACGAUGUAAGUUCAAUUCUUGAUAACAACAUUGGUGCUAACAACGUCAUGACGGACCAGGCAGCAGCCGAUGAUAAAGCAGAGUUAGUUUGCGGUACUGUUGAUGAAAUUUCAAUAAUUGGGUAG